AAAACAACAAAUCACUAGGAAAAAACUAAUGAUUUUCUGUUUGUUUUCUGUUGGCGUUUGUCUAAUUCACGAAGAACCCUUAAACCGUUACAAGGUGGAAACUAACCUCGAAAAAAUCGCCAGCUCCAAGCGAAUCACAUUAAAAAUUGAAGAGCAACAAACAUUUUUGUGCAACAAUAAAUUGCAUAAAUAAAAUGAAUGUCGCCUGAUUAUCCAUCAAUUCGAGAUUGCACUUUUCCACGCUUCGCUUGAUGACAUCCAAGCAAUUUGUAAUCUUCAUUUUAUUGCUGAUACCAUGGCCACCCUCAAAUGUUAUCAAGUUACUCUGCUCGCGAGAUAACAGCCGUCUGGUCCGCAAGAUAGUACGCUCCAAGUGGACGCCCAUAUUGGAUAAGCAUCAGGUAAAGCUGCCCUUGGACUGUCCGCUGCAUCCGCUGCGAGAUGUGUUUGCGCCGCGCCAGGAUGAGAAGCAGCGGGAUCGACCCACUCAGUGGACAUGCCGACGUUGUGGCAAGAGCUUCUAUCAGGAAAAGUUUCUCGAUUUGCACUUUGAUACGCGCCACAAGCACAUCAUCAAUGAGGCGGAGGACUCCGUUUGCCUGGCCGACUUUUGCGAUAUAAUGCGCUGUGAGGUAUUCCAAACGGAGGAUGCUUCGAGCUUAAAGUUUGGCGAUCAGCACAUCGUCACCGAUAUCGAAGUUUGGGGUGAUUCAUUGGGUCAGAACUCCGCACUGGCCAAAGCGAAUGCCGCAUACUUGAGUCUAAUACCAAGAACUUCCACAUUGAGUGCCACGCGUGCAGCCAAAGUACAAAAUCGUCAAUUACUCCAAGAGAAGCCAAGCCAAAGCAAGGAACAGUCCUCCACAGAAGCCGGCAACGCGGCAGCUGGCGAGGAAGGUUCAGCAUCUAAGCCCAAAUCCGCGGGCGAGAAGCUGCUAAUGAAGCUUAAGGAGCUGGGACAGGCGCAUCUAAAGCGACCCGAUGUACAAUCCGAACCGGAGUCGGAAACCAAGCGCAACAACGAAACGGAGGAGGUGGACCAUAGUGGCGAUGUGGAGGGCAGCGGCGAGCAGCCGGAUGCCGAAAAAUCGGCAGAUGCUGUUGGCCAGACGAAGGUGCGAGCCAAUUGCAAGCCAGAGGAGCUGAGCAAGCUGAAAGCACGCUGUGAGUUCCUACUUAGAAGUUGCAUUGGUGGUCUGCUGCUGGUGAUGCCGGAUCCGGCAUUCAAGGAGAUGGAGGAGGAGAUGAACAAGGCGGUCUGCUGGUACCUAACCUGUGAUCGGUACUGGGAGGAUGGCCCACUGGAACCACGUGCCUUUCCCUGGGGUCUCAUUGUCAUACUGAUCUUUGUGCUAUCGACUGGGAUCUGUUUCUGCUACUACAUCAUUUGGAUACUGUUUGACUCCGAAGAAACGACAAUCAAUGCCAAUCAUUAUGCCGGCGCCGGAACCGGAGGCAGCAUCUACAUGCCAGCACCACCGCACCACUACCAGCUCGACUAUGCCACACAGCAGCAGCUGGACGCCGGCGCGAUACCUGCCCAACAACAGCAACAGUUCUACUACCAACAGCAGCAGCAGCAACAGCAACAGCUGCAGCAGGCAGCAGCAGCGGCAUCAGCUCGAGAUUUGUAUCCAGAACAGGUUCAAUAUCAUCGCCACAGUCCGCGACACUACAUCGCCGAUCAGCAUCCAGCGGGGGCGUCGUUGUCGGGAAUAACAACAGCAGCAGCGGUGCUGGGCACGCCCACAAUCUCAUCCAGCGGCGUCCGGCAAGCGGGAGCGUCCUCAUCCAACGCCAACACGCCACUGCACCAUCGUCACUCGACGAGCCUGGCCUACCCACAGGACAUUUUAGACCGACGCGACUAUACAAGUAAUGCGGGACGCCCCAUUGCCACAAGCGUGGUGAGCAGCAAUGUUAGCACUGGUGGUGUUGUGGCUGGUGGUGGUGGUGCUGAUCAGCGACACUAUAACACACAUCCCCGGCCGCUGGAGACGCGACAUCGUCAUGUGGGCGCAUCGCAGCAAUCAUUGCGAGCCUCCAGCUCCACGCACGAGAUUGUGCAGAGCGAUGCGACUCAUGGCCAGAAUGAGCACUACAUAUAUGUCACGUAUCCGCCGGAUCUGAAGAAGCGCUAUUUCGACAAGUACGAGUAGCAACAAGUUGCAGUUAGACCAAAGAACAGAGGCACAGAGACGAAUGAGAGAGAAGUGCGCGAGUGCGCAGUGUAAGCAAACACUAAAUGAGGUCCUUGUUGGAGGAGCAAGCGACUGGCGAAAGAACCUAUACCCAGUUGGUUUUUUACUUUAGCCUGCAAAUUCUAGAUUUGUGAACUGUGCUGUAUUUUUGAAUUCUACAAAACGAAAAGAAAACAAACAACAACAAAACGAAUAAAAUGCAAUAUAUAUUGCUGUAU
Drosophila grimshawi is the source of this 2419-nucleotide messenger RNA. RefSeq lists its product as uncharacterized. Bases 252 to 2159 code for a protein of 635 amino acids. The record is from RefSeq and is a predicted model, not a curated record. The transcript is spliced from 6 exons. NCBI's taxonomy places the organism in Eukaryota, Metazoa, Arthropoda, Insecta, Diptera, Drosophilidae.